CCGUUCCUGCCGCCGCCGCCGAGCGCGGCGCGGGGCCCAUGGAGCCGCGGCCGUGAGGCGCCCCCGGCCCGGGCCCGCUGUGGGAGCCGGGCGGAGGCCGGAGCCGGGUGCCGCCGGAGCCGGAGGAGAUGGACAAACUGACCAUCAUCUCAGGAUGCCUCUUCCUGGCUGCCGACAUCUUCGCCAUCGCCAGCCUGGCGAACCCGGACUGGAUCAACACCGGCGAGUCCGCGGUGACUGUGACAGGAGAAGUUAUUUGCCCUUUCAUGAACCUGUUUGGAUUGCAUGCUGAGAAUACAAAAAAAAGGAGGAUGAUACAGAGAAUGAAGAUUUAUGUACCAUCAGGUCCUAGAGGUGCUCUCACAGUUGGCCUUGUGCGACAGUGUCAAACCAUCCAUGGACGUGACAGGACCUGUAUUCCUCCACGGCUGCCUCCUGAGUGGGUCACUACGUUAUUUUUCAUCAUAAUGGGAAUCAUUUCACUAACUGUCACAUGUGGUUUGCUGGUGGCUUCCCACUGGCGAAGAGAAGCUACUAAAUAUGCCCGCUGGAUAGCUUUCACUGGAAUGAUUCUAUUCUGUAUGGCAGCCCUAAUAUUUCCAAUAGGAUUUUACAUCAAUGAAGUUGGAGGUCAACCAUAUAAAUUACCCAAUAACACAGUGGUUGGGUCUUCAUAUGUACUGUUUGUCUUAUCCAUUUUCUUUACAAUAGUGGGACUUCUAUUUGCUGGCAAAGUUUGUUUACCUGGCUGAUGAAUGUCUGGACUGCAGGACUUUAUAUUGGAAAAGAACAAGACAUCAGAAUUGCAUUCUCAGGAGGAUGCCUAAAUCAGACUAUCAAACACUGACUGAAAAGAGGAAUGCUUUGACUUGUUCUCACUAUGCACUUUGGAUGAAAAAAAGGAGAGCCUUUCCCAUAACCAAAUACAGACCACAUUGACUAAUCUCCUGAGCAUACUUCAAUGCAGUCAGGUCUGCACUGUGAUAGGAACUAGUGAAGAAUGCUUUACACUGAGAAGCAUAACACCCCAUGUUACUGGACUGUUCCUGUUUUUAACGUCUAACAAUUUGGAAGUCAAAGUAUUUAUGAACUUUGUGGUGAACCAGAGGGUUGCAGAGGAAUUCAAGUGAGGCUGGCCUCGCUGUUUAGGAGAUUAGUGUUUUACAUCUUCCUUCUGAUGAGCAAAGCCUUUGGCACCAAUGUGGAUCAAUCUUGCAUUACUGCACCAAGAAGCCAAUAGAUCAAAACAUGUUCUCUCAAUGUAUGUAACAGCAAAAAGACAUACAUGCCCUGCUCCCCCAUAAGCUCUAGGAAACACUAAGGAAUGCUUUAGAGGGGGAUUUCGUCCUUAUAUUUAUAUAAAUAUAUAUAUAUAAAUAUAUAUAUAUUUUGCUGAUGCAGUAUACAGUGUGUGUGUAUGUAUGUGAGUGUGUAUAUACACAUAUGUAUAUAUAUGUAUAUACACACAAAUGGUUCCUGGAAAAGAACUCAGAAUGCUUUGCUAGCAAAACACUGUGGUGUGCAAAACUAGAACUCAAUAGAGAAAAGCCAUUUUUCUGAAGGCCACAUAGCUGAGAGUCUUCAGUUUACCUCAUUCUUUGUAGCAGCCCUUGAUUUUAACAGUUUUUUGUAAUAGGUACAAACAAUCCCAUGCCUUUCUAGGUGCAAUUUUAAGUUAAGCUAAAAUUCUUUUUAUGGUAAUUUAUUUGUAUAUGAGGGUUGAAGGUGAGAUCAUGUCAUACCUUAAAAUCCUAAUUUUGGGAAACUGACACUAUUUAAAUUAUUAGCAACUGUUGUACAGAAAAUCUCUUUUUCUACUGCUUUGUUACAUUACCAUUCAUACAUGUUCAAGCACAGCAUUUUACCAUAGGUAAGCAUUUCUCUAGCACAUACAAAAUGCAAUGUUUAAAGUAAUGCAAACACUAUUCCUCUGCGAAGCUGGAUGAACUUAUUUUCAGCUGAGUAUUAAUUCAUCUUUGCCAAAAAAAUACAACGAGCAAUAUAAUUGUUAAAAGUAUAUGCCUUGUUUACUAAAGUUAUUUUAAACAUAGAUUUAAUGACCACCCAAAUUUGAAGUACAUAUUCCUCACUAAAAUAAUUUUUAUUUUUCAAUACAAAGAUGAACCAUUGAUGCCAGAGAUAUCUUAAUUCACUACUAGGUUGGUGUUCCAGGGAAGCUGCCUGCACUAUCAGUAUUUGUUUUCCAGUUAAUACAUAGUUUACCUGAGAUUCAUUCUGAAAACAAAAAAAUUGUCUGUUUUGGGCACCAUUUCAUUGAGCUUACUGGAGGAACUGCAUUGAUGAAUAGACAGUCAUUUUAGGAUGAGAUCUAUAUUAAAAUAAAACCAGCAGUUUCCAAAAUAAUCACCAGAUAAACUGGAGUGUUUAAAAAUAACACAGUUUGCACAAUUAUGUUAAACUCUGUGCCAUUCAGACCACAAUGGGUCUCUGCCUUUCUCCAUCUCUUCCUUCUCCCCUUCCCAAGGUAUUUCAAUACAAAAAGGUUAUUUGUUGAUUUAUAUUUUCUUUUGAAAUUUUUGACCAAACUUGCCACUGGAAUGGUUUCUAAGUAAUUUUUUUUCCCAGUCAGCUCAUUCACAGGUAGAAUGGAGUGUUUAUGGAUCACUUAAUUUUUCCAAAGUAUACUAAUCUAUAAAUACAGCCAAGCACUUACUUGGAAAUCAUGGUCUAAAUAUAAUUUGGUUCCUGAUUUAAACCUUCAUCUGCAUGGGCAAUCUAAGGCCCUAGACUAGAGGCCCCUAGUGAUAGUGGUGGAGCUAAAAGGCAGGGUUCAGCUGCUUGAUAUGUGUCAAAAUUUUGGUGUUAUCACUACUGUGUCCUAAGAAAGUAUUCACUAAAACUUGGAUUAUAAAUUACAUUUUCAGAAAUGUUACACUUGUAAAUAGUUCAAGAUUUUUGUAACUGGAACAUAGGUAGGGGGUGGGGAGAGUUUCUCAGCUGCUAAGAUUUCUUUCCCUUCCCACCCCUCCAACUUACUUAUUUCAGUUAUUGUAACAUCAUGUGGAUUUAGGCUUUGAUUAAAUGGAUUAUAAUAAUAAUUUUUAAAAAAACAACAACAACAAAAAAAACACUUAUCUUGGAGCAUACCCAGACUGUGGUUGGCUGACUGGAAAUUGAUCUGAUCUGCCAGCGCUAUUGCAAUGAAUUAUUAAAUGUUAGCAAAGGUUUAACAAAUAGAUUUAUUAAAUAUUUGAGAAUUUCAAGUCCAGAAAUAGAUGCAGCCAAAUGCAUUUAAAAAAACCCAACCCAGUAAUUGAAGAGACAGCUGUCAACAGUUGCUUUUAAUAAAGUCACUAAGUACUAUAUAGUACAGUAUUAAUUUAUAGCAGAAAAUCAUAUCUUGUAAACUGUAUAUAAAACACUGUUUUAUGGUGCAAUCAUUUGUCAAACUUAUGUCUGUUACUUUUGUUUUAAAGUUGUGUGCAUUCUUUUCAUACCUAAGAGCAUCACUGUAAAAUCUGCUGAAGACUAUUUAUAGGUUUUAUUUGCACAAGGUUUUGUUUUGAGCUACAGGAAGUUCGUAUUGAACAUGCCUAAACAUCUGUAGACUUUUUCAAUUCAUGAAAAACAAAUAUUUCCAUAUGGAUCUUCUCCAAAGGUAAUCCCAUAUUUGUGUUGAGUGUUUACAUAAACCUUUCUGAUUCUGCCAGCCAUUAUUUUUUAAUUUUUUGAAGGACAGCUCAUUUCAUACAUCACUAGAGAAUUCCAUUUAUUUUUUUGCUUCUAAAUCCUCCCAAAGGUUUGAUGACCCAUCAUAAUGUAAUUUGUGCACACUUUGUCAUUUCUUUGGCUAACAAAAUGUAAGACUGGAAACUGACAGUACUUUCAGAAGGAAAAACUAGUAAAUUUGUCUGUAUAAAUAUUACCAUGGAGCUCUGUUGAAAUAAUCGCCUGGAAGCUGUUUGGCUCAGACCUGGGGAGGGUGUGCUUCACAGAACACACCAGCCUAACCAUUUAACGUGUUUUUUCUGCUGUUAAUCCAGCUGGAGAGCGAUGCCAGUGUCCCAAAGCACAGUCAGUGUGCCACACUCCCAGCCCGGCCUCUGGCUCCGGUGCUGCCGCCAGAGCCGGGCCCUCCUGCCGUCCCUGUGUUUCCGAGACGCUGUUUAACCACUCCAGAACACGACUGUAGGUUCCUGUUUGCCCCGACACACACACACACACACACGGGAAAAUGAAAGCUGUCCUUUAAAACCUUUGUGAAGGAUGAAAAUAAUGAAGGAAAUGAUGUCUGCAUGUGGGCUGUCCUGCCUGGGCCUGAAGCUGGGCCCACCGCCUGAGCCCGCCGGCCUUUACUGAGGGUUGUUUUCUAUUGGUUAGAGCAUUUUUUCAAUUAAUGAUUUCCGAACAAAUGUUAAUAUUGUAUAAAAUGAACAUAAUUUUCUUCACUUGUAUUUUUGUUAUUGAGCAAGUUUAUCAAAAUAAAUUGUCUACUAAAG
This is a messenger RNA of Parus major (Great Tit), 4460 nucleotides long. It is a transcript of the gene MOSMO, whose product is annotated as modulator of smoothened. The transcript has 4 exons. Gene Ontology annotation, biological process: negative regulation of smoothened signaling pathway. Gene Ontology annotation, cellular component: Golgi apparatus; ciliary membrane. NCBI's taxonomy places the organism in Eukaryota, Metazoa, Chordata, Aves, Passeriformes, Paridae. Bases 129 to 752 code for a protein of 207 amino acids. The record is from RefSeq and is a predicted model, not a curated record.